Thamnophis sirtalis is the source of this 1148-nucleotide messenger RNA. The record is from RefSeq and is a predicted model, not a curated record. NCBI's taxonomy places the organism in Eukaryota, Metazoa, Chordata, Lepidosauria, Squamata, Natricidae.
GAUGGUCAAGGAAACCUCACCCUCCCAGUCUUUCCAGUUCCUGCUAGUCGGAUGCGCCAUGUGGGGACUCUGACAACCAGAAUUGCAAAGGUAAUCACAGGAGAAGCAAAAGGGUAUGUACAUUCUCACUGAAAGGCGAAUGAAGAGGAGGACACAAGCGCUUUGAUUGCCUGCCUCUGCUUUCGUAUAUGAGGCAGCCGGUGCUUUUGGCUGGGAGCCCAGGCAGGGCUUUUGUAAUCAAAACAUGAUCCUGUAUGCAGUGCAACCAGUACUGAGAAAGGCCGACGGAUGGCUCUCCUCUUUUAGCCCUGCUGUGGAAUCUGCCGAGCUUCACCUCUGAUGUCCAAAAUGCACCAUUCUGAUGUUGCUAUGGAUGAUGCAGUGUUGCAGAAAAAAGAAGAGAAAGAUGUUGAACUGGAUAAAAAAAUACUAGCUCUGAGAAAGAAGAAUGAAGCUCUUAUGAGAAGAUAUCAAGAAAUAGAAGAAGACAAGAAACAAGCAGAACGAGAAGGAAUGGCUGUCACUUCAAGGAAGGCUAGGCCAGAUGGCCUUACCAUCACCAUCACCAAACCACAUCAUGAGAAAAGGAUUGUGAACGAGAAGUGGGGAAGCAGUUGCUCUUCUGCCUCAAGCUUUGGGGUUGGUAGCGAGGAAGACGAUGAAGAAAGUGAUCACGUCUUCACAUUCAGGAUGGGGAAACGGGUUCAGUUGGCCGUGACCAUGGACAACAAAGGCAAGGGAAAGCGGGUUGUCCGAGAAAAAUGGGGAUCUGAGGAUCCUGGGAAUCCAGCAGAGGACCCAGAUAUCAGCGAAGAAGAGAGGGAUAAGCGGCUUGCUUUCUGUAGAGGAAGAAUGCAGAUUGCUAUUACAAUGGAAAACAAAGGCAGGACAGAUGAAAGGAAAACCACAGAGAGGAAGUGGUCUGGUGAAGACAACCAUCCAAAGACUACGCACCUCAGAAAGGAAAGAGAGAACUCUCCUCAGGAGACCCCGGAAGAGAAAAACUGCACCCUGACUGGGAGAGAACGGUCAGAGUACAUGCAAUGGAAGAAAGAACGGGAUCAGAUUGAUCUUGAGCGGCUCACCCGCCACAAGAAUGCAAGGGGUGAAUGGCGACGGGCUUGGGAUGUAGAGAAAACCAAGUGCAU